AUGUCGUCGGACAGAUCCUCAUGGCUAGCUUCGCUGAUGUUUGUUCCAGACAGGGUGCUGACGGGCAGUCCACGCGGCGGCAAUCGACGGGAUAAUGUCGUGCCGCCACCUCCGCCGCCGCCACCUCACAUACUGAACGCAGAGUUCAGUCGGCUGGCCAAUCCUUUCGUCGUUGUCGGUGACGAGCUCGAGCCUCCUUCUUUGAUUUUUCUGAAAUCUGCACAUAUUUUCGUCGGAGAACGACCGCCGCCACCACCGGGAGAUGAGGGACACGAUGCCGACGGACGCUGUGGUAGACAUGGUCGCGCGGCGGAGGGUCCUCGGUGCUCGUUCUCCGGCGAUUUCAGCCGCCUCUGCAAGGAUGACGAGACGUGA
Molecule: messenger RNA, 375 nt
Organism: Striga asiatica
Lineage: Eukaryota; Viridiplantae; Streptophyta; Magnoliopsida; Lamiales; Orobanchaceae
Source: the annotation of a GenBank genome assembly